Saccoglossus kowalevskii is the source of this 2129-nucleotide messenger RNA. RefSeq names its product chromobox protein homolog 5-like. The record is from RefSeq and is a predicted model, not a curated record. Lineage: Eukaryota; Metazoa; Hemichordata; Enteropneusta; Harrimaniidae. Gene Ontology annotation, cellular component: nucleus.
GUUUAGUUUCAAGAAAAAAAAACGUAAACAAUUUAAUUAACAUUGUACGUAAUCUAGAUUUUAUUCGAGAGGUCGAAUAUAUUUCGAAUGCAAUUUUUGACCAAAAAACGAAAGCGGUUUUCUGAAAAGGGCGCACUUCGAGUUGAAAAGGCCCCGGAUGAAGAUAUCUGCGUCUGCGCAUACUGACGAUUUCCCGCUUCGAUCUUAGCAAUUAUUUCAUUGUGUUGAUAUCGUUGAGAAAGAAAAUCCACUUGCGACUCCUGGGAGAUUUGAAAGAAUUUGCAAUGGCUAACAUGGGUAAAAGUAAGGCCAAGGCAAAAAGGAAGGAAGAUGAUAUUGUUCUAGCAGAGGAAGAAGAGGAGGAAGAAUACCAAGUGGAAAAAGUGGUCGAUAAAAAAGUAAACAAACAUGGAAAGAUAGAGUACCUGUUAAAAUGGAAAGGUUAUAGCGAUGCUGAAAACACUUGGGAACCAAAAGAUAAUUUAGACUGUCCAGACUUAAUCUCAGAAUUUGAAACAAAACUAAAAGACAAAGAAACAAAAAAGAGGAAAUCGGCAUUUAAUGGUUCAGAAGAAGCCAAGAAAAAGAAAAAAAAGGAAGAAGAUGAAACUGCUGUGAGGGGUUUUUUAAGAGGUUUGGAUCCAGAAAGGAUAAUUGGAGCCACAGAUUCAAACGGUGAACUUAUGUUUCUUAUGAAAUGGAAAGGUAGUGAUGAAGCGGAUUUAGUUCUCGCGAAAGAAGCAAAUGUCAAAUGUCCACAAAUCGUGAUUUCAUUCUAUGAAGAAAGGCUCACAUGGCAUUCAUAUAAUAACGAUGAAGAUGAAACCGAAAACACUGUUUGAUGUUUUAAGAAACCAUUUUCUUGUCUUUAUUCAAACCUAUGGACCUUUUUUAUUUUUAUUUGAGUUAAAAUUAUUAGCCUUCACUGGUUUAACAAGAGGUCUGUAGAGAAGAAAAAUGCGUGUAGACAAUUAAAGGUGUACAGGAAGAGGGAUUCAUGGCUGAAGAUCAUAACUCUACUGAUUCGUACUUGUGAUAAGACACCCAUUUUUAACAUUAGAUGACACUCCCACUUUUGUAUUUUCAGAAACCAGUAUUGUAAUCAGAGAGAUUCUAUUGUGUAAACUUCUAAACUGUAAAAAAAAGUUUCAGUGUCUAUCCUUUGAGCUGAAUUUGAUGCGAAAUUCACUUAUUCAUGAUUUUCGAAUCUAGUGAAAUGAACAUUCGAUGGACUUGGAUGUUGAGUUGCAAUCCAUCUUUUCUUUUUGAUUUGUUCAUCUACAAGCUUUUGUAAUCCCUGCAUUAUAACUGGUAUUUUGUAUAUUGUGCUCACCAAGGGAGUGGCUUUUGUAUCUGUAAAACAAGGCUUCAAAUAAUUCUGAGUCACAAUCCAUCACUUCCUUGCAAACCAUGGGAGUCGAGAGAGUUUACCAGCAGCUGGAACUCGCUCAACUCGCUGAGAAUGGGGUGGGGUCUAAUGAGCUGACCAAAAGGGGGAAAUUUAUGGAGUCUAUCAGUUUGUGAUCAGUUGUAAGCUUCUAUCGCUGUACCAGUUUAGACUGAUCUUUUUAAAGUUGAAAACAUAAUCAUGAUUGUUGGAUUAUUUUUAUAACCAUUUAAAUAGAAUUAGUGUAUUUCAUUGUUUCUUUUGAAUCUGGUGUACCAAAAAGACAGGCUCGGAUUUUUCAUGUUUGAAAGACUUCCUUAUUCAAUGCAAUAUAAUUAAACUGUCAGAUGUGGUGCCAAAAUUGUAAUUACUCGUAUACCACCUGCUCGUAGUUUUUUAUUUGUGGCGCUAAAUCAACUGAGCAUCAAAUUUGUUUUGCAAUUGGAUGUAUGAAGGUAGGGGUUGGGGGUUGCUUGGCAUCCUCCUGUCAUGUUUAGAUUAAAAUCUUCGGUGGAGAUUUAGUGCAGCUUAAAGCAGGUAUUUGUAGAUGUAAUCUGCUAAAGUUUAAGAGAAGUUUUAUUUUUUGCAUUUGUCAUAGAUGAGAAUCCAGUCUCCUCUUUUUGUAUGUUAACACCAUUUUAUUAAAUGUGUCAGAUUAAAAUAUUAUGUGUUUAUUUCUUUCAGAUGUCGGCGUCUUGAUCAUUUGCUCACUUUGUGUUAAUAAAUUCCAACCUACAAGUUU